AAGAGGGGUCUUAAGUCUUAACUCUCAUGUAGGGUUUAGUGUCUUUCGCUUCCUAGCAGAGCAGAAGCCGUAACUAACAGCUUCUUUCCACUCCAAAUCACCACACAAAGAAAAUCCACCGAUCAACAAGAACCGACCUCUCUAUCUCCUUCCCUCUCUGUAGAGAAUCACUAUUGCUUAAUCAUCGAUUAGAUUUUUAUAAUUUGUAUUAUUAUUUUUUAGCGGCAGCAUGGAAGAUAUAUUGAUAAGUAGUAGUGAAACGGAGAUGAGAAUCGAAUCGGGUGUGGACAUUGAAAACGGAUCCAAGGUCGAUUCUACUUUGAAACGAAGUGCAAAGUUUCAGCUGGCGACUAAACAUUACAGUGGUUUCAAGAACAGCACUGCUGAUUUUAAGAUUGAGACUUUAAAUCCUGAUAAUAAUUCGAGAAAGAGAUCCUUCGGGUAUGACCAUCACCAUCCGGGUCAUUCUGGGAAGAGAGUUGACGGGUCCGAUUUUGUCGAAAAUGGGCUUGAUCCGGAGCUUUGUUUUGGGAUCACUUUCAGGAGAAUUGGUGCUGGCCUUGAAAAUCUUGGGAACACUUGUUUUCUCAAUUCGGUGGUGCAAUGUCUGACAUACACUGAGCCUUUAGCAGCAUAUUUGCAAAGUGGAAAGCAUCAAAAUUCAUGUCAUGUUGCUGGAUUUUGUGCCUUGUGUGCCAUCCAAAAACAUGUGAGCCGUGCUCUACAAUCAAGUGGGAGGUCACUAGUGCCCAAGGAUCUUGUCUCAAAUUUGCGGUGCAUAUCUCGGAACUUCCGAAAUGCAAGACAGGAGGAUGCGCAUGAAUAUAUGGUUAAUUUGCUGGAAUCAAUGCAUAAAUGCUGCUUACCUUCAGGAGUGCCAAGUGAAUCCCCUGCCGCUUAUGAGACAAGUUUGGUACACAAAAUCUUUGGUGGUAGCCUUUGUAGUCAGGUGGAAUGCCAACAAUGUUCUUACUGCUCCAACAAAUUUCAUCCAUUUUUAGAUUUAAGCCUUGAAAUAGCCAAAGCAGAUACCUUGCCAGCUUUACUUCGGAAUUUCACUGCUGCAGAGAUGUUAGAUGGAGGAGAGAAGCAUUAUCAAUGCCAGCGAUGCAAGCAGAAAGUUAGGGCUAAGAAAUGGCUUACAAUUCACAAGGCACCGCAUGUGCUUACAAUACAUCUAAAACGGUUUCAUGCACAUGAUCCUGGACGGAAGGUUGACAGGAAAGUUAUUUUUGAUCGUUCAUUGGACAUGAAACCAUUUGUCAGUGGUUCCUAUGAGGGGGAUUUAAAGUACAGUCUAUAUGGUGUUCUGGUACAUUAUGGACACAAUACCCACUCUGGUCAUUAUGUCUGUUUUGUUCGGACAUCAAGUGGUACUUGGCACCUUCUCAAUGACAAUCAGGUUCGUCAAGUUAGUGAGAAGGCUGUUUUAGAGCAGAAGGCUUAUAUGCUCUUCUACGUUCGUGAUAGAAAAAGUAUUGUUUCAAGAAAACCUGUUGAUGUUGUUCAAAAAGAAAGUAUGAAAGCAACCUUUGGCAAUAACUUUGCUGAUCUGGUCGCCAAGCAAUUCUCGAAGGAAUGUGUGGGUGGUGGUUUGAUUGGGAAUAGAUUGGAUGCUACUGACUCUCCUGCUGCUAUGAAUAAAAAAGAUGCAUCAAGUGUUGUUACAUCAUCAGAGAUCCAUCCCAAAGACACAUCAUUUCAGCAAAGCAAUAGGCCAACAUUGCUGAAAGUGGAUUCUUCUUUAGAAACUUCAAGUGCACCAUUGUCAACAGACCCAUCAAAAUUGGCAAAUUCUCAGCUUAGAGAAUGCUUGCCACCUUCAACUGCAUCUCUGAACAGCAAUAAUGUUGCUCCUAAACUUGAAAAUGCUUCUAUUAUUACUGAGGCCAAAACCAGUGACUGUAAGGAGCCAUGUAGCAGCAGCAGUGGCCCCCAAAGUUCUGCUAUUGACAAACUUGUCACAAGGGAGACCUCACAAAAGAUUAAUGUUGACCAAAAUGUGGGGGUUUCAAGCCAAGCUCCAUGUGAGGAUUCUUGUCCCAUUGAGAGUCCUGCUUGGAAAACACCUAGUGAUAAGGCUGGUGAAGGUGGGCAAUAUAUUGUACAUCAGUUGGUUGAGGGUUUAAUCCCAACAGCAUCUGUCCCAUCUGUCAUUCAAAAUGAAUGUUUGCAGAGCAAAGCUCCUGAUUGCUUACCUAAAAAGAAAUUAAAGAACAAGCAUCUGAAUCGUAGGAUGCAUCUUGGCACAAACUUAUUCAAGGUGUCCUUGGGCCUUCAAAGGAGGGAAAAGCACAAAAAGAGCAAUUGCCACACUUCGAAGACCAAUAAUCUCAUUAAAGAAAACUUGCAGGAGCAGCCAGAGAAAGAUGGUUUUUCAUCAGAAUUGGGGCCAUCUACAUCCAAAAUCUCAUCUACAGUUUUAUUGGCGUCAAUGAAUUCUCGGAGGAAGAUGGCUAAAUCUGGUUCAAGAAAGGGAGAUAAUGUAAGAAACUGCAGUGAUACAGGUGUGGUAGAUGUAGAAUCUGUGGAGAGAAUUAGUCCAAGCAGUGCAGUGCUUGCAAUGGAUGAGCAGAGACGAAAGAUCUCUAUCUCAAUCUCUGAAGUCAACCAAGGAGAUCCAAGAGAACCUGACUGCUCAGAAAAUAGCAAAAGAUAUGCAUCACAGAACAGGAUGAUGGGGGUAAUAACUGGGGGUGUGGACGAGACUGUUGCACCUUGGGAUGGAAUAGCAAUGCCACCUCAGAUUGUGGAAUCCAAUGGGGUAGAAAAUCUCAGCACUGGUUAUGUAGCAGAUGAGUGGGACGAAGAAUAUGACCGAGGUAAGAGAAAGAAGCCAAGGCAAUCUAUGCACAACAUUGACGGGCCAAACCAUUUCCGAGCAUUCGCUACGAAGAAAACAAAAGUUAAGAAGGCCAAGAUAGACCGAUCUUGGUCUGGAAACCAGCCCUUCAGGAUAUGAAGCUACAUGACUUUCGCUUGUGGGAUCAUGAUUUGUCGACAUGCUGUUACAUUCUAUGCAGCAAUUGUUGCUGUGUUUGGCCUGAAUUGCCUUAGCGGCCUAACGUCAAAUCUUUGAUGCUUACCAAUUUUGUUCUCUUUCCUACUUUUUGAUGUUUACUGAGGGAGUGACUUUAGUUAUCCACAAAGCCUUGGGUGACUGAUCUGAAAAAAGCUUAAAAAUGUGUUAGAAUCGUUCUGUUAAUAAGAGAACAUUGUUUGUGGUGUAUAA
Molecule: messenger RNA, 3232 nt
Organism: Populus nigra (black poplar)
Lineage: Eukaryota; Viridiplantae; Streptophyta; Magnoliopsida; Malpighiales; Salicaceae
Product: ubiquitin carboxyl-terminal hydrolase 23
Exons: 10
Coding region: 230-2962 (910 amino acids)
Biological process (GO): protein deubiquitination
Cellular component (GO): nucleus; cytosol
Molecular function (GO): cysteine-type deubiquitinase activity; cysteine-type endopeptidase activity
Source: RefSeq, a predicted model, not a curated record